This is a messenger RNA of Eufriesea mexicana, 2623 nucleotides long. It is a transcript of the gene Picot, whose product is annotated as putative inorganic phosphate cotransporter protein picot. The record is from RefSeq and is a predicted model, not a curated record. Gene Ontology annotation, molecular function: transmembrane transporter activity. Gene Ontology annotation, cellular component: membrane. Gene Ontology annotation, biological process: transmembrane transport; monoatomic anion transport. NCBI's taxonomy places the organism in Eukaryota, Metazoa, Arthropoda, Insecta, Hymenoptera, Apidae. The transcript has 9 exons. The coding region runs from base 1079 to 2623 and encodes 514 amino acids.
CGCGUGACGAGUUAGUGAUCGACACGUGCGUCGAGCCCACCGACUCGGUCGUAUCAGCGACCGUUGGUUCGUCGGUCCGCGGAGGCGGGUUGCACGCGGCAAACCGAAUGCGCCAGAGUGUGCCGAGAGGAUGAGCUACGCGUGUUCGGGAUUACGUCGAAUUCGCGCGAAGAAAGCUCGCGCUCGCGCUCGCGUCAUCGCGGUCCCCUUGCCUCCGUUUCCAUCUACGUCUCUUUUUCUCACCUCCCGCCACCUGUAUCGCUAAACCGACCAACGGUAUUUAUUCGUUGAUCCCUCGUCUCUCUCUUCCCCCCCCCUCUCUCUCUCUCUCUCUCUCUAUGUAUCUCUUUGCUCGUUUCGUCGAAUCGAGAGACAACGACGAAACGUCGUCGCGCGACCCGUGGACGAGGUCGAGGCGAACUAGCGACUCCGAACACAGCGAGAAUCGUUGAUUUCCAUCAACGUCGAGGUCUCGUUAAGCGAGACUUCGUGCUCGGAAUAAAUCCUAGGAUCGCGCUCGAUGACGCAUAAACGAACACCCGAUUCGUCAUCCGUGUCGAGUUCACCGUAUCGACUGGUCUCGGGUCUGCAAAGGAAUAUCGGGAUCGUCGUGGUGGUCGCGGUUGCCUCCAUCACCGCACGACGAGGCAACAAACGAAAGAGAAGAAGAGGAAGACGAAGGCAGCGAGCUUUUGGUCCUUUGGUCUACUACUGGUCUACCGCUGGUCUACCACCGGUCUACCACUGGUCUACCACUAAGCACCGGCGAGCGGCAAAGGUACGGUAAAGGCGAGCAGAGGGAGCGAUAGGUGUUUGCGGCUAAGUGUCGCGAGUUCGGCACGGUUCCCAACAGUAGCAGCAGCGAGACCGGCGCGUCAGGCUUCGCGACCGCUCCGCUUCCCUUCGCUCCGUCGACAGCCACACCGACAGAGAAACGGAGAGAAGGAGAGACAGGGAGGAGAGACAUCGUCUCUUGCAUCGACAUAGCGCGGAACAAGAUCGAGCUAUCGAGGACGACGUCGAACGGAGCAUAUCUCUCUCUAGUUUACCGCGGACACCUUCUUCUCCGCCAUAAACCAUGUCGACGAACGGCAUCCCCGUAGACCGCAAGUCCGAGUCGAAGAGGCCCGCCGAGGUGUUCGAGAACCAAGUCCCUCCACCAACCGCAUGGUUAGGCACGCGUCACGUAGUGACUCUGAUGCUGUUCCUCGGCAUGGCGAACGCCUACGUGAUGAGGACGAACAUGUCCGUUGCGAUCGUCGCUAUGGUCAAUCACACUGCCAUCACCGAAGACAAGGAAAUCGUGGCCAACGAGUGCGGACAUACCGUUUCCUCGUCGACCACCAGUCAUCCAAACAGCGAUGGACAGUUCGUAUGGGACACCACCAAACAAGGCUAUCUGCUUAGCUCGUUCUUUUACGGCUAUGUCAUCACGCAAAUACCGUUCGGAAUACUCGCAAAGCGGUACGGAUCGAAAUACUUCCUCGGCGUCGGUAUGCUGAUCAAUUCGGUGUUUGGGCUGUUGGUACCUGUGUCCGCGCGCGCCGACUACUAUUGGCUCAUGGUCGUCCGAUUCAUUCAAGGUCUGGGCGAGGGUCCAAUUGUGCCUUGCACGCACGCGAUGCUGGCCAAGUGGAUACCACCGAAUGAGCGCAGCAGGAUGGGAGCCUUCGUAUACGCCGGUGCGCAGUUUGGCACUGUGAUUUCGAUGCCAUUGAGCGGAGUCCUGUCCGAGUAUGGUUUCGAUGGCGGUUGGCCCUCCAUAUUUUACGUGUUCGGCGCAGUCGGAACCAUAUGGUGCAUCGCUUUUCUUCUCAUGGUCUAUGAGGAUCCAGAAAGCCAUCCCCGUAUAGCCGAAGAGGAAAAGAAAUACAUUCUGAGUGCUCUGUGGGGUAAUGCUGGAGCCUCCUCGCCACCUGUACCAUGGAUCUCUAUCAUCACGUCGCUGCCCUUCUGGGCUAUCCUGAUCGCGCACAUGGGUCAAAACUAUGGAUACGAAACGUUGAUGACCGAACUGCCGACAUUUAUGAAACAGAUUUUACAGUUCGACCUUAAAUCGAACGGUACCGUUUCCGCGCUUCCCUACUUGGCCAUGUGGAUAUUCUCGAUGGUAAUCUCUCACGUGGCCGACUGGAUGAUUUCCAAUGGAUCGUUCAAUCACACGAUCACGCGUAAAAUCAUCAAUAGCGUCGGUCAGAUCGGACCAGCGAUCGCUCUUGUGGCCGCUUCCUACACCGGAUGCAAUUCUUGGUUGACAGUGGCCAUACUGACGGUAGGAGUUGGUUUAAACGGUGGCAUCUAUUCCGGAUUCAAGGUGAAUCAUUUAGACAUUUCACCGAGAUUCGCUGGUGUCUUGAUGUCCUUUACCAACUGCUUGGCCAACUUGGCCGGUUUACUGGCGCCCAUCACAGCCGGACAUAUAAUCGUCGGACAGCCGACCCAUGCAAAAUGGAGGCUUGUGUUCAUGAUCUCGGCGGGUGUCUAUAUCGUAUGCGCCAUUUUCUACGUAAUAUUCGGCUCCGGACAACGGCAGCCGUGGGAUAAUCCGGACAAGGAUGAAGAUAAGCAGCAUGAGAAGCAAGGCUUGGAGAGCGUUAAAACUGUCGCGGAAACGCAACAUUGA